UUUUUUUUAAUAAGCUCCUAUUGAAAAUCUAUGAGUGACCAGAAAUUUCCUGGCUUCUUGGGCAACCUGUUCUGUCACUAGAUGUCAUCUGAUUAAUGGCGUCUUAUUACAUUGACUUAUAAUUGACUUCCUUUUAUCUCCACACGUUUCUCUGACCUGUAAGUGUGUGAAGACCAUUCCCUUGCUUCACUCAAGUAAUUUCUUUUGCAGGCUGAACUUCCCUGGUUACUUCAGCCUUUACUCAUCUGACAUUGAAAAGUGGGCCCAGUGAGGAAAGGGCCUAACAGCUGCUGCCCUAUGCUCAGCCGCUAGACUAGUACUUGGCAUUCUGUAAGUACUCAGGUAACACCUGGUGCAGGAAGGCGAGAACAGAGGAGCCAUAUGCGUUCAUUCCACCUUCCUGUCCUGCUAACUCCGGGUCCUGACUCCUUAAAUAACACCCACACAAGGAACACACAGCAUCCACCUGUGAUUCUUAACUCCCACAUCUAGUAUGUUCAGCUAAAACUUACAGCUAGUCCUUACCCAGGUUUCUGGAGAAGGGUUAAAAGGCCAGAGCUGUGCCCGGCAUCAGAGACCUCACCCCAUGCAGAUGUGACCCUUGGGCAGCUAGCUGUGCUCUCUGCUGUCCUUUGUUUAGUCCAUGUUGCUUCCUGUAUCAGGGACUGUGGGAGUAAAGAGGAAGGAACACUAGCCUUCCCGGGGAGAUAGGGAGCAACACAGGAAGGGGUGAUGUUUGAUCUUGCAGGGUAGAGAGGAUUUUACCACGAGAGGGAGGAGCGUUCCUGGCCUGGGGGAGCACAUGUGCAGAGGUCAGGCAGUUCAGGAGGUACAGCGAGGAGGUGGGGAAAGUGUGGUCGUUUGAUGGGGCAUUUAGGGCUAGUGAGGUAUAAAAGGACUGCCCACAAAGGGUCCUGAUCCAUGCUAAGGACUUGGUCCAUUCUCCUGUAAGUCCUGGGACACCAACAGAAUUUUAAUCAAGAAGCGAAACUUUCACGGUUUCCUGUUGGAAGUGAGAAAGACCUAAGUGGGAGAAGUAAGUAGGAGGUCUCUGGGCAGAGGACAGCGAGGGCCUGACCCGGGGCCCUGGCAGCGGGAACCUGGGGGAGCAGGUGGACUGGAGGAGCAUUCAGGAGGGGGACCUACAGGUUGUCAUCUGCACUUGGGUGCAGAGGACAAGAGUCUAGAAAGAUACUUGCAUUCCUGGGUCGCUCAGUGUCAUUUAUUUUUUCAAUUAACAAGCAGAUAAUCCUUACCAUGUGUCAGGCACUCUUAAGUGUUUAACAAAUAUUGACUCAUUCAAGUCUCAUUAUAACCCUACAGGUAGGCACUGUUUUGUCCCAGUUGGAUAGAGGAAGAGACUGAGAUAGUCAGAGGUUAACAGACCCGUGAGCAGUGGAGCAGGGAUCUGAACCCAGGCAGUCUGGCUUCAGAAUCCACGCUGUUAACCAGAGUAGGAAAUAUGCAGUUGAGGUUGGGGAAAGAGGGGGUGGGGAGGGGACGGAGUCUUCGUUCAUUCUAGCCUGACACUUCGCCUGUCGUGAGCCAUGCAGUGGGACAGAAGCUAGUGGAUGUGCGCUGUGUCCUGGAAGUGCCCCCGGACCAUGGAAGUGAGGCUGGGAUAGACCAAAGAGACAACAAAGGGAACCCUUCAUUUAAGUUAAUCAUGACUUUAAAUCGUUAGAGCAGACCAAGAAGUAACAAGAUACAUAGAUGAAAACUAGGUGAGGAUGGAAGCAAAGCAAAUAAAGAGCUUCAGGAACAAGUGAGAGACCAGCAUUGCCUCUGCAACAGGAGUCAUUGCUGAGGCCUGGCUUGGUGCUGGUGAGGAGGCAGAGACCCCAGGGCUUUUGUUCCUGCCAAUGAACAUUGAAUUGAAAUGGAAAUCAUUAAGAUGUCCAGAAGAAAAGGGGGGCAAACAGUAUAAAAGAAAACAAAAUACAAAAGAACUGUAAACAUAAACAUGGAAAAUACUCAAACCCAGUAUUCAAAAGGUGGAAAUUAAAAAUACAAUCUAUACACCAGAAAUUGACCCAACAUUGUAAACCGACUAUACCUCAAUAAAAUAAAUAAUAAAUAAAAUACAAUCUAAAUUUAAACAAGGUAAAAGUGCCAUGUUUUAUAGACUUCUACUUCUAGCCAAGAGGGAGUAAUAGGGAGUGGAUUUACCCUGUUGCCCAAACAGCAACAACCACAGAAACACAGACAAAAUACAUGAACGAUCGUUUUGUUCCAAGACACUGGAUAUCAGGUAACAAAGGGCAGUCCCCCCCGAGAGAUGGACGACCAACCAGGUGGUCCCUCUGAUUUGCCUGUUGAUUACCUUGAGACGGUUUCCAGGUUAUAGCAGGGGAAGGGGAAGCUGAGGUGGGGCUGAGCAGACCCGAGUCCCGGGUGCGGAGCUGAGCCUUUGGGGAGGGCAGAGCAGCCAGCAUCCACAGAGAGGAGAGGGCACCCUGGAGCGGUCACACAGCCACGUGUGCAGGGAGGCUGGAGGGAGUAGCGCCCAACGAUCACCUGGGGGUUGUUGCCGGUUACACUGGCCGGACUGGAAAGUGCUUCUGAGUCUUGCAGCACUGGGAGUGAAGCUAUAGGGGAUAACACCUGUGUGCUUAGAAGUCUGUAGUCAGCAAAAAUAUAUUUCAACAACAGAGGCAAGACAGCCUCCAGAAUGGGAGAAAAUAUUUGGAUGUUACAAACCUGAUAAGGGUUUAAUACCCAAAAUAUGUGAAGAACUACAGGUGAAUAACUAAAAGACAAAUGGCCCACUUAAGAAGAUGGGUAAAGGACUUGAACAUUUAUUUCUCCAAAGAAGAUAGACAAAUGGCCAGUCAGCACAUGAAACAAAUGCAGAUAAAAGCCACAGUGAGCUGCCACUUCAUUUAGAUGGCUAGAUAAUUUAAAUGGCGUAACAGGUGUUGGGAAGCAUGUGGGGAAAUUGGAGCCCUUGUAUGUUGUGGAUGUGAAGUAGAAUGAUGCAGCCACUAUGGAAAAUAGUUUGGGUGCUCAAAAACUAAACAUAAAAUUACCACAUAGCCCAGCAGUUCCACUCCCAGGUAUACUCGUCAGCAGAUGAACAGACAAACAAAAAUGUGUUCAGUCCAGCAGCAGAGCAGUAUUCAGCCACUCAGAGAGGGAGCUACUGCUGCAGGCUGCAGCACGUGUGAAGCUGCAAACACGAUGCUGAGUGAGAGAAGCCAGACUCAACAGGGCAAGCACUGUGCAAUCCCACUCACAUGAAAUAGCUGGAACAGGCAAGUUCCAAGCCAGAAAGCGGGUUAGAGGUAAUGGGGUCUGAGGAGGUGGGUAGGGAGUUACUGCUGUAAUGUUUCAGAGUUGCACAGCACUGCGAGUGUACGUAAUGCCACUGAAUUGUACACUUAAUGAUUCAAAUGGCAAAUUCUGUUAUAUUUAUUUUACCACAACUUUACAGAUUGAUAAUGUAAUAUAUCAAAAACAUUGGAUGGUACACUUUGGAGGAAUUGUAUGGUGGGUGAGUUUUAUCUCAAUAAAGCUGUUAAAAAAAGAGGGAAAAGAGAUGAUCAGAUAUUUAUUACCAGCAGACCCACAUUACAAGAAAUGUUGGUGGGGAGGGUGUAGCUCUGUGGUAGAGAGCGUGCUUAGCAUGCACGAGGUCCUGGGUUCAAUCCCCAGGACCUCCAUUAUAAAGUAAUAAAUAAACCUAAUUACCCCUCCCCCCCCCAAAAAAACUUAAAAAAAACCCCAAAAAUUUAAAAGGCAAAAAUGAUUAGAAUGUAAUGAGUGUAAGAUUGAUUAUUGGAAAAAAAAAACAAGAAAUGUUAAGAAAAGUCCCUCAGGGAGAAGGGAAAUAGCUCCACAUGAGAAUGUGGAUCCAGCCUAGAGGGUGAACCGCUCUGGUGGUGGUGACUACGUCGAUAAACAUGUAAUUUUUUUCUUAAUAUUGAACAUCUUUAAAAGAUUGCCAGCCACGUGUCCGUUUCCUCAUGGACCGCGCAGCGCCUGUCAAGAUCAGGUCUGUGGGCAGGUGUGGGCCCUGGGGCAGCUGGGUCUGUGCUCAGGUGUCCAGCAGCGAUACAGUUGUUACCAGCCGGAGUUCUCGUCUCUGGGGGAGCGUCCACGUCCAGCUCGCUCUGGGGCUCCUUGCUGGCUGCGCUCAGCCCCGCAGACGACCCACGUGUCCCUCACCUUCAGCAGGGACCGCACUUCCCAUUGUUCUCGUGUUUCAAGUCUCACUUCCCUUCUGCCAUCAGCUGGAGAAAGCAGUUAUUUUCUUACCAGUAAAGUGAGAGUGUUAGAUCGAGUCAGGGUUUGUCUCUUGAUUGGGUUUUCCCCAAAAAAGAGGAUUUCUUGAGGGGAGGGAUUAGCUCUGUGGCAGAGCCCAUGGUUAGCAUGCACAAGGUCCUGGGUUCAAUCCCCAGUCCCUCCAUUAAACAUAAAUAAAUAACCCUAAUUACCUCUCCCCCUCAAAUAAAUAAUAAUUUAAAAAAAUUUAAGAAGGGAAAACAAUAUCUUGUUAAAAAAAAGAGGAUUUGUUGCAUAUUAGAGCCAUUCAGUUCCAAAUGUGGUUCAGCAUGGAACCCUAGAGAUGGAGAGAGGAAAGGCCAUCUCUGGAGCUGUUUUAUUCCUACUCCUGGGGACUUCAGGCACUGUAGUGUGUGUCUGGGACAGUCUGCAGUGUGUGUGUGUACUGGGGAAAUGAGGGAAUUCAUGCUCAUGACUACCGAGCCCCAGUCACAGCACCUCUCACGUCUCGUCCUCUUCCCCAGUGCCACCGGUUCAGCAUCUCCCGUCAUGCAGGAAAGCAUCACCAAGAACCAGGAGGGCAUGGAGGCCAAGUUGCUAACUGCUGGGUCCCACGCACUGGUGACCUUCCAAGACAUCCUUGUGCACUUCACCAGGGAGGAGUGGGAGCUGCUGGACGCAGCACAGCAGCUCAUGUACAGAGACGUGAUGCUGGAGAACUGCCGAAACCUGGUGUCCCUGGGGCAUCAGCUUCCCAAGCCAGAUGUGAUCCUCCGGUUGGAGAAGGGGGAGGAACCGUGGCUGCUGGAGAGAGGGGUUCACCCAGAGGCCCAUCCAGAUUUGGAGGCUGCAGUUGAAAUUAAAUCAUCACUUUCCAGUAGGAGCAUCUCUAAAGAUGAACAGUCCUGUGGUGUUAAAAUGGAAGGAAUGGCAAAGGAUGACCCCUGGCACUUGUCACUGGAGCAAGUCUGGACGUGUGAAGGUCUCUUGGACAGGUCUCAGGGCAGCCAGGAGAGACAUCUGAGGCAAGUGGCAUUCACCCAGAAGAAAGCACCUCCCCAGGAGAGAGCCGGCGGAAAUGGGAAAUUCGGGACAAGCUGUCCUCUUCCUGCUCAGCUAGUGCUGCGAGAGUAUUUCCUUAAACGUGACUCAUGUCCUAAAACCGUAAAUCAGGGUUUAGUUUUCAGUGGUCCUCAGGAAGGCUAUGCAGGCAGCAGUGAUGACUGUGAUCGAACCAUCUGCCAAAACAUUCACCUUAUUCAGUUUGCAAGAACUCAAGCAGUAGAUAAGUCGUACAGAUGCCCUGAUAAGAACUCUCUUACUCGUGGUACAUCCCUUGGUAUAUCGAAGGGUGUGCUUAGAGAGAAACCCUACGAAUGUAAGGAAUGUGGGAAAUUCUUCAGCUGGCGCUCUAAUCUCACCAGGCACCGGCUGAUUCAUACUGGAGAAAAACCCUAUGAAUGUAAAGAAUGUGGAAAAUCUUUCAGCCGGAGUUCUCACCUCAUUGGACACCAAAAGACUCAUACUGGUGAGGAGCCGUAUGAGUGUAAAGAAUGUGGGAGGUCCUUCAGCUGGUUCUCCCACCUUGUCACUCACCAGAGGACUCAUACAGGAGACAAACUGUACACCUGUAAUCAGUGUGGGAAGUCUUUUGUUCACAGCUCCAGGCUCAUUAGACACCAGAGAACUCAUACUGGAGAGAAACCUUAUGAAUGUCCUGAAUGUGGGAAAUCUUUCAGGCAGAGCACACAUCUCAUCCUGCACCAGAGGACUCACGUUAGAGUGCGGCCCUAUGAGUGCAGUGAAUGUGGGAAGUCUUAUAGCCAGAGAUCUCACCUCGUCGUGCAUCACAGAACUCACACCGGGCUGAAGCCCUUUGAGUGUAAAGACUGUGGAAAAUGCUUCAGUCGCAGCUCCCACCUGUUCUCACAUCAGAGAACCCACACUGGGGAGAAACCGUACAAAUGCCGGGACUGUGGGAAAUCCUUCAGCCAGAGUUCUGCCCUCAUUGUGCACCAGAGGAUUCACACUGGAGAGAAGCCGUAUCAGUGCGGUCAGUGCGGGAAAGCCUUCAUUCGGAAGAAUGACCUUAUUAAGCAUCAGAAGGUUCAUGCUGGAGAAGAGGCCUACAAGUGUAACCGGUGUGGGAUCGCCUUCAGCCAGAACUCCCCGUUUAUGGUGCGUCACAUAGCUCACACUGGAGAGCAGUUCCUAGCGUGUAAUCAGUGUGGAUCCGUGCUGGUUAACACCCCAACCCUCAUGAGAUACCAGAUAAGUCAUAUUAGAGAAAAUGCGUAUUAAUGUAAUAAAUAUGGAAAAUUCUUCCUGAGCAGCAAUAACUUUGUUUUGUCUUGGGGAACUCCUUCUGGAGAGAAGCUGCCUUCAGUCUUGUUACUACCCUUUUGCGCACUAGAGAAUUGGUCCUGGAGAGGGGGAAAACCACACAAAGUUCACUUUAGUACAUCAGAUUUUCUUUCUCGAAACUCGCACAAAAGUAAUUGGCCUGGGAGCAUUCUUGACCAAGCCUUCAGUGCUGAGGUCUGAGAAGGAGCCAUUACUUAGGUGAGUUGUUGGUAGAUAACCCAGCUUUGUCUCCACCCCAGAAGUGAGAGUGCUACCUCAGAAAGACAAGGAAGUGAGAGUUGUUGCUGAGAAGAGUAAAGAAUCAAUACAGUUAGAGCGAUGAAAGAUGGAAAGCAGUGCUGCAGUGACACGAUGUGCCGCUUUUUACUGGCUUGUCCCUCUCUCCUGGGACACUUUGUAGUGUUUAGUCUGCUUUCUGUGUCUCAUGUAAACCGCAUUUUGGCUAGCAGCAGGGAACAUCUUACAAUGUGAGCAGAGGAGGGAGAACACGUUUACUACUAGCAGUACCCAUUUUAAGUAUAUUUGCAUGUGGACAGGAAUUGAAAACCUCUCCAUAGAUAAAUGAACAGAAUUGAUUUGUUAAUAAUGGGUUUACGAGUGAGUUUCAUAGUGUACUUGGUGUCACUGUCAUGAUUAUUGGAAGAUCCUCUUAAAUAUUUAAAAAGGAUGUCUAGUUUCUCUAUCCCACCAUCAAGGAAACUUGAGAACCACCUGCUAGCCGACUUUCCUGUACAUUCUAAGUUGUUUGGGGCCAUAGUUAGAGUUGUGCUCCUUGGGGCAGGCUGCCAAAGGCCCCUGGGAGUUUGAACACGAUGACUCUCUGGAUGUUGGGACCUGAAGGAACACUGGAUAUUUGAACAUGCCAGGGAGGGUCUCCUCAGAGCGGGCGCAGGUACCUGGACAAUGCUUGGAGCAAGUAUGCUCAUAAAAUGGACACAACACUGCCCACAGCCACACUCCUUCCCAGGCAGAAUUUUGUCUUUAUGAAGAAAGCUUUGUGGCUAGUCUCAGUCUCAGUCUGAGCUGGGCCCCCCGAGGUGAAACGCCACCUCUCCUUCACUUGCCAGGUGAGCGUGGGCAUGCCGCCAAGCUCCUCCGUGCCCGACUCACAGACACCCUCCUCUGUAAGUCAGGGGCGCCUCGUACGGCUGUGCUCAGUAGCAGACGAGCCCAGAACAGUGCCUGAUGUGGACACAGUGCUGUAUUUCAUUAGCUGUGAUGUUCACCAUUAAGGCUGUUGCCCACCGCCCCCCACCCCAGUGUCUGUCAUUUAACUUAAACCUGCCUGAUCGCUGAUAAGAACUGACUGACCCUCACUUCCCUUCCAGUCACACAUGUCUUCCCUUUUACCUACAUUGGAACUUACCAACCUCAGGAAACCACUGACCCACAGUGGGUGCAUGGAUUCAUUUCUGAGUAUCAUUAAACACCUUUUAAUGCUGUAUGCAAAAGCAGUCUCUCUGUAUGAAGGUUCUCCCUUCAAGGGAGAAGAUGCUGAUCUUCAGAUUCUCUGGUAAAUCCAUGACCCAAAAAAGAUUUAGAAAGAGAACCCGUUUUAAUGCUGUUCCCUUCUAUAAAUGGAUCUUGUGUGGGGGGACUGAUCACUAUUUGCCAUUUUCUGAUAAACAAUACAUAUAUUAGACGCUCAAUGAUUGACUGUUGAAUGAUAAACAAAUGCUGAGACCACAGGACGAGGAUCUUGCGUCUCUCCCAGACAAAUCUGGAGACGCUGGUAGACUUGUGCGACCGAGGACCGCAGGUGCCUGGGCUGCUCACUCACUCUUCCCGGUGCGGCUGAGGUAGAGCGAGUCGGCCAGGUCUCCCAGCACCUCAGUCACUGUUAGCGCUGCCUCUUCAGUGCUUAUGCACCAUUUACGUGUGUAGUAGCCUCCUGUCAUGAACGGUUGUCAUCACAAGCAGUGGCUGUAUGUGGGAGGAAAAGAGCGGCCCCUCCGCUGGGCCUCUUAGCACUUCCCACAGCCCACGGCUGGAGGUCCCACAGCUGCGCAGUGGAGAUGCCGCUAGUAUCCACCUCCAAGGGGGGCUGUGUGCGGUAAGCGAGAUAAUGUGUAAAGGAUUUAAAACUGUGCCUGGCACGUAGCAAGUACUGUAUGUGUUAGCUAUGACUAAUUCACUAAUAUCAACACCCUAAGGGAUCUGUGUCUGUGCGUGAUCACUGAAACGUUACUUACAAAACUGCAAAAUUUGCAACGUUAAAAAUGUACGAUAGCAGAAUGGUUAUUUAUAGACAUUAAAGUUAUGCAGUAGAAAGUUUGGUAAAAUGAAAAAUGUUGAUACUGUGAUGUUACGAGACAGCAUGAAAAUAAUUGUCAAUAUGGAAUAAGCUCAGAUAAGUAAAUAAAUGAACUUCAAAAAAA
Molecule: messenger RNA, 8966 nt
Organism: Camelus dromedarius (Arabian camel)
Lineage: Eukaryota; Metazoa; Chordata; Mammalia; Artiodactyla; Camelidae
Gene: ZNF10
Product: zinc finger protein 10
Exons: 4
Coding region: 4678-6525 (615 amino acids)
Biological process (GO): regulation of transcription by RNA polymerase II
Cellular component (GO): nucleus
Molecular function (GO): DNA-binding transcription factor activity, RNA polymerase II-specific
Source: RefSeq, a predicted model, not a curated record